This is a messenger RNA of Harmonia axyridis, 3297 nucleotides long. RefSeq names its product serine/threonine-protein kinase GL21140. Gene Ontology annotation, molecular function: protein kinase activity; ATP binding. The transcript has 10 exons. Gene Ontology annotation, biological process: intracellular signal transduction; protein phosphorylation. The coding region runs from base 344 to 2158 and encodes 604 amino acids. The record is from RefSeq and is a predicted model, not a curated record. Lineage: Eukaryota; Metazoa; Arthropoda; Insecta; Coleoptera; Coccinellidae.
ACGUUUCUCUCCCGUCCCUCCUACUUGCCGAAAAGAGGUUAAUCUUCUGUAACAUAAAAACUAAAACAGUUACUUCUGCAAUUAUUGUUUUUUUGUGAUGAAUGGAAAUACUAGUAAUAUCACAGUUGAACGGAAUUGAGAUUUCACCUUUCAGAUAUAACUACAACUAAGUUUUUAUUUAUAUAAAUUGUAUUAAUGACAGCUGGUAAAGCGAUACUUGACUAACAAACGGUUCAGAUGUUGUGUUGACUAUAAACGAAACCUUCUAAUUUCGAACUCAUCGGACUUAAACUGGAAUUAUGUAUUUCCAAUGAAUGAUAAAAUUUCUAGUCUCUAAAUAAACAUGUCUAGGAAUAAUUUAGAUGGUUCAAGAAGCUUUUCAUCAAACAGCUGCAAUAGUACUGCUUCAGAGUUUGAAAUCGUCGAAAAGAUCGGGAAUGGAAUCGAGGAAUUAUCAGUCUCUAAAAAUACGAAAACUUCAUCCUCUGCUACAAAAUCUCAGAAAGCCAAAAGGAUUAGAUUUUAUCACAAUGGCAACAAAUUUUUCCCUGGCGUUGUAGUUCCAGUAAAUAGUGAUCGUUAUAGAUCUUUUGAUAGCUUGACUACUGAAUUGACUAAUUUACUUACCAGAAAUGUUACAUUACCAAAUGGAGUGCGUCAUAUUUACUCCAUGGAUGGUAAAAAGAUAGCAAGUAUUGAUGAAUUAGAAGAAGGUAAAGAGUACAUUUGUGCUGGGAAAGGAGAAGUUUUCAAAAAAGCUGAAUAUUCUAAAACUGAUACGUUAAGGUCUAAUAAAAGGAAGUCUGCUAAUAAACAACAAAGUAAUACUUCAUUACCUAAAGUAGUCCCUCCAAAUUGUAUACGUCCUAGAAUUGUUACUCUUGUAAGAAAUGGCAUCAAACCCAGAAAGGUUCUACGUUUGCUUUUGAACAAACGUAACUCAUCAAGUAUGGAUCAGGUACUUGGAGCAUUAACUGAGGUUGCCAACUUAGACUCUGGAGCAGUUAGGAAAGUUUUCACUUUAGCGGGUCAGUCAGUUACAGAUUUAUCACAGUUUUUUUCUGAGGAAGAUGUAUUUUUUGUGUGCGGUAAUGAAAGAUGCACUCAAGACAAUUUUGAGUUGGAUUUCGAAGAGAGUAAAGCAAUACAACAGUACAAAAAAACUCCAGGUCUCAAAAAUGGUAAUGGACCUAAACCAAAAAUGCCCAGAAAAUCAUUGAAUCGUACUUAUGUGUCUGAAGAAAGUAUUCUAGAAAAAUUGAAUGAAAAUAUUAAUUCGUGUUUACCUUCACAAUUAAAAAAGAAAUAUACUGUUGGCCGAUCAAUUGGAGAUGGUAACUUUGCUGUAGUUCGACUGUGUAAGGAUAAUAGCGACAAUAAAGAAUAUGCUUUGAAGAUAAUAGAUAAAUCCAAGUGUAAAGGAAAGGAGGAUAUGAUUGAAAAUGAAGUUAAAAUAUUAAGAAAAAUAAGUCAUCCUAAUAUAAUGUCAUUGAUAAGUGAUCAAGAUACUAAAAAUUUAUUGUUUUUGGUUUGUGAGUAUGUACAAGGUGGGGACCUUUUUGAUGCGAUUGCCCUAGCCCAAAAAUUCUCAGAAGAGCAAGCUGCUUUAUUAGUAAAUCAUUUAGUUUUGGCUUUAGCUUAUCUACAUAGUUUGAAUAUUGUUCACAGGGAUGUAAAACCAGAAAAUUUAUUGGUUGAGUUUGAGAAUAACAGAAUAAGAACAUUGAAGUUAGCAGAUUUCGGAUUGGCUUGUGAAGUAGCUAAACCACUAUAUACAGUUUGUGGAACACCCACCUAUGUAGCUCCUGAAAUAUUGGCAGAGUCAGGUUAUGGAUUGAAGAUUGACGUUUGGGCAGCAGGAGUCAUUUUGUAUAUUCUACUGUGUGGCUAUCCACCUUUUGUUAGUCAAGACAAUGAUCAAGAAAAAUUAUUUGACUGUAUACUAUCGGGUCAAUAUGAUUUUCCUGAUGAAUAUUGGGGGGAAGUCUCAGAACUGGCUAAGGAACUCAUUCAAAAUAUGCUUCAACUAGCGCCCGAAAUAAGAUUUUCAGCAGAAGAUGUACUAGAUCAUCCAUGGCUUCAACUUUCACAGGAGCCUCCCUACAUGCAACCAGAUAAUUUAUUUAACUCGAUUUUAUUUUUCCACAAAAUGCCUUGAUAGAGAAUGGAAAAAUAUGGUUUAUGAAUUGGAUAAUAGUAUUUGACUCAAAUUAUCUGAAGCAAUAUUGUCUAAUAUUUUAAUAUUUGAUACAAAAUAUAUAUAACUCAUUAUAUUUUUUUAGUGUGCUCAAAUAUGAAUAAAGAAUCUUUAGUUCAAAAUAUUCCUGGUGUAAUUCAGGGGAAUAUGUAUUCAUUUCUAAAAAAUGAGGAAAAGUUGGGUACUUGUGGGCACUUGAUAGGAUUUCAUCUUUUUUCUUGGUUUGGUUUUUCUAUUAUUUAUACUUAGAUGAAAUUCACAUUUCUUUAAUUAAUAAUCCACUGUCUUAUUGCAAAUAGGGUUUUCGAACCAUAAUUUCACCUAAAAUUUAUGAUAUUUUUAACGUCAAGGUUUUAUAAUAUAAACAUUGUUUUCAAAUCGACCAAAACCUCUGGCUGUCUGAAGAAGCAAGAAUGAUUUUGAAACAGAUGAAGUGCCUAUAUUCUAAUAAUCUUUGUUCAACAUUUUGAUGAAUUGUUAUACAUAUAUGAUGAACCAAUUGAAAUUUCAAUAAGUGGUAUACAUGUCACUGAUUUGUUGAGCUAUACAAGAAUCCAAUUGAUGCUCAGGAAGUCCUUUUUUUUCACAUUAAUAGGAAUCUCUUCUCAAAUGAAGACUGAUAGAUUAUGAGAUAUGUAAUCAAUAUUCACAUCCUAUUUUAAGUCUCAAAAAUAUCUUAUUAUAUUUUAGUUUUCAUGGAAAGUAAAAAAUUGCAUAUCAUGUAAAGAACCAAAGUUUUUUAGUUUAUUCCAAACAUCCUCUUAUUUAACCAAAGUGUCUCGAAAUUUGAAUGUUAAAAAUAUUUGAAAUAAAUUUUCAAGAAUAUAAUAUAUGACGAAAUUAUAGUAAGUUUAUUAUAGUUUUCUAUUGCUGGAAUAGGCAAAUUAUUGCAAUGUUAAUUGAAUAAACUUUUGUGAUGAAUUUUUAACGACUAUAAACGAUUUGGUAAUUGUAUUUAUUUUGUAACGAUAUUAGUUAAAUGAGUAUUUAUUUAUGCGUUUAAACAUCACUGUUCAUUUUAUUGUGUUUUAUUUUUUAUAUUUUAUAUGUACCAUAUUGAAAUUUUCAAUAUUGAAUUGUAAAUAAACGCUUUCAGUUUU